Molecule: messenger RNA, 19602 nt
Organism: Coregonus sp. 'balchen'
Lineage: Eukaryota; Metazoa; Chordata; Actinopteri; Salmoniformes; Salmonidae
Source: the annotation of a GenBank genome assembly
UUCUGUUUAUGAUGCAGCAUGAAUGCUGCACUUGAAUAAGACAUGUGCUUGUGAAUUGUUCUUUAUACCUCAGUGAUGUGAAUAGAUUUUGAUUUAUUGUAUAUUAAUUAAGAUUCUGAAUGUCGACUAAUUAUUUCACAAUGCACGAAAGACUUCUUCCAGCCUCUCCGAACUGGUACUGUUCGCGAUGCAGUGACACGAAUGACAAAGGUAUAUUGGCGUUUGGAGCUAAAAACACCAUAUAUUUGGUUGACGUUAGAGCAUCAUCCUCUACAGUUGUUGGUAAGUAUCCUAUUCUUCUUAUAUCAGCCAUUUUGUGUUCUAGAAGUCAGUAAGUGGAUAUGUACCAUAUCAACAUGGCUAAUUUCUGUUCUAAUUUGUCUUGCUUUCAGGUGAACUGGUUGGUCACAGAGAGAGAGUGUCUGGCUUCUCAUUCUGCCAGCAUGCCGGCCAAAGCCAUAAUUGUGCCAGUACCUCUGAUGAUGGGACUGUUAAAUUCUGGGACACAAAUGAGAUGGUCCUUGUAAAGGAGCAUAAAACUCACCAGGUUAGUUCCACUAAGAGUCCUUUUAGAAUUGUGUUGAUUGCAUCUUGUCUGUCUCUCCCAGGUAUAAGAUUACUUUUCUAAAUAUAGUUUUUCAAAGUAUUGUAUCUAAGUCUAUUAUGUCAUUGGCCCACAGAACACCAUCACAGCCCUCCACUGGUCCCCCGGAGAGAAGAACCUUGUGGUGUCAGGGGAUGAGAAGGGCAUUGUGGUCUGCUACUGGUACAACACUGGUGAAUCUCAAAGCUUCUUCCCCGAACCAAGGAAUAUCUUCUGCCUGUCCUGCUCCCCUCACAACUGGCACUACGUUGCUGUGGGGUAGGAGAUUUAACCUCUAGUGGUGCAUGCAUGCACAAUAAUUUCUUAGACUGAGAAGUGUACAUUUUAGGGCUGUCCACAACAACAACAAAAAUCUUGGUCGACUGAAAGUCGUCUGUUCUUUCGACCAAUCGAUUGGUCGAAAUUUAAAACGCAGAUUUUUUAAUAAAAUCAACUAUAUAUGCAUUGAGCUUGUCUGAUGCUUUAAGCUCACUGUUUGAUGAAAUAAGACGCAAAUUACUCAAGACUGAGCCAGAGAUCAAGUUAAACAGAAGAAAAAAACAACUUAACCUGUCCCAACCAUCCUCCUCCCGUUCCUACUGGCUUUCACAAAUUCUGCCUGAAGUUGCCAGUAAUAGGCUACACAAGAGUUCUGCAAACUUUCUCAUGUGGAAUGACAAUUUAUCUUACAAUUUCUACCUAUCUGCAUGCUAGUUAUGGUUUUCAUAUGCACAUGUUUCAUUUCAUUUAUAAUAACGUCUUCGUAUCUCAAAAUCAUUGUCAUGUGGUUAAUCAAAAUUCUAUCCAAAUGAAAAUUAUACAAACCUAAAAAGUAACUUCUAUUGCUAUUGCCAACUAUGUAAAAAUAGCCUAUAAAGCCAACAAAUAAAAACAUUGCAGCCUGGAGGUAGAAAAUAUCCUAUAAGUCACAUUGGCUAUGCAUGGCCUGUCUGCAACAAACUUGAAAUAUUGUAUCAACUAUUAACUUGGGUCUGGCCUGAAGCUCCUUGCAACAUUGUAUAAACUAUUCUGGGCCGUCAGUUUCCCGUGCCAGUGAGCUCGGGACAGACACAGCUGUAGGCUAUUUGUGCAAGGGAUAAGAAGUAAUCAGGUAGGCCUAUUUUAUGAAGAUUCCACUGGGUCAGAGCAUUAUAUUUUUUUCCCUUUCAUGCUGAGUGAUUAUCGAAAGGGGGAGAGAGCUAGAACGAUUUUUCAAAUACAUUGAGGAGUUAUUGUCAUUCUCAAUGGAUGUAAAAACAGACUUUGUUUGCUUGCUGUUUGAGGUGAAGAAAAUAUUACUUUGAGAAGCUCGACAGCUCAUUAGUAUGUCUGGCUUAAUGCACCACCACUAUCAGAUCCCCAAAUGGACACAUUUUAUAUUCCUACAUUUGCGGGCAGUCCAGGUAGCCUAUAGGGCUACUUCUAUGCGCAAUCAGGUGCGCGUCCUUACUCAACAUUGACAGGAGCGCUCCAAACAAAAGACAAUGACUAAAUUGACAAAACUCAUAAAUGGAAUGAAAUGAACAAAACUUGUUUCUCACAAGUGUAGCAUAGGUUGUGCACUCUGCAAACAACGUGUCCACUCUGACAAUGAGAACGUUAAAAGACUGGAGUAAUAAUAUAUUGGAUGCAUUGACAGACAUUACCGUAACCAAACAAACAUUGUAGAUUAGAAGUUAUAGGAAUUAACGGUAAAUGUACUACCAUUACAUAUAUCACAUAUGUAAUGGGGAAUUGAUAGACACUAACAAUCAAACACGAACAAUUCACACAAUGAAGUUAUGAAACAAUGAAUGUGCACAAAAUGGCGGGAGAGCACAUUCUGGAGAGCGACGUACAUUGUGCAGCCACACCCCUUCUUCUUGGAACUGUGGCAUCCCCUCAGCCUCCACAAUGGAUUAGGUCACUGAGAUGGGCGCGAAUAAGACAGGUGUCUCGUGUGCCAUUUAAAAAAUAUAUAUAUUUGCUACUGCUCAACCAAAAAAAAUCUCGGUCGACCAACAUCCUAUCGCCCAAACAAUCGACCCGUCGAAUUAUUGGGGUCAGCCCUAGUACAUUUCACAGCAUCCAUCUAUAUGCAUCACGAAAGGCAAAUACCAGGGACAAAUGACUUCCCAGGAAAACAUUCCAUAUGGUUAUGUAUCUUAAUCUCUCUCAGGUACAAAGAUGGCAUGAUUGUCCUGAUUGACAUCAGUAAGAAAGGUGAGGUGGUGCAUCGUCUCCGUGGCCAUGACGACGAGAUCCACGCCCUGGCCUGGGCUCCACUGCCCAAUGAGGAGGUGCUUUACAGCAGGGCAGACGACAACACAGCUGGUGGGUUAUGAAAGAUGCUGUGCCGAGCGAUCCUAAAUGUAUUCAGUCAGUGACAAGUGGCAUGAUGAGAAGACUAUCUAUUUUUAGUCAUCAGAUUUUUUUACAUUUUUUUAAACAUUUGAGUCAUUUUAGCAGACGCUCUUAUCCAGAGCGACUUAGUUAGUGAGUGCAUACAUCAUUUUUUAUACUGGCCCCCAUGGGAAUCGAACCCACAACCCUGGCGUUGCAAACACCAUGCUCUACCAACUGAGCUACAUCCCUGCCGGCCAUUCCCUCCCCUACCCUGGACGACGCUGGGCCAAUUGUGUGCCGCCCCAUGGGUCUCCCGGUCGCGGCCGGCUACGACAGAGCCUGGAUUCGAACCAGGAUCUCUAGUGGCACAGCUAGCACUGCGAUGCUUUGGAAUGGUCAACAGUGCCCUGCCAGAGGAUCUCAGGCUGCUUCCUGGCUCCUAGGAGAUAUAAGAUCCGAUAUAUAGGAUGAGGCUAAACCAAGCCUAGCCUUAAACGUGUGUAAUACAAUUUUAAGCGACUGGUAGCCAGCUAAGAGAAGCUAAAAUAGGUGUGAUAUGGUAAUAGAUACAUUUCCUAGUGCCUGUUAAAAGCUGAUGUGGUUAACAGAAUACAUUUUACCCCUUUGUCCACCAAUGUAAAGCCUAUGGCCAGAAACCUUGGUGUCCUUUUUUUACCCUGACCUAAACCUCAAGCUGCAUGUGAAGAAGGUUGUCCAGUCCUGCUCAUCUAAGAAAUAUAGCUAAAGUCAAGUAUUUUAUUUCAGUCACUGAUCUGGAGAAAGUUAUACAUGCUUUUAUUUCCUCAUGCCUAGAUUACUGUAACUCAGUCAGAAAUCACUCCAUCUACAGUAAGUUCAAAAUGCUGCAACUCAGCUUUUAACAGGCACUAGGAAAUGUAUCUAUUACCAUAUCACACCUAUUUUAGCUUCUCUUAGCUGGCUACCAGUCGCUUAAAAUUGUAUUACACACGUUUAAGGCUAGGCUUGGUUUAGCCUCAUUCUAUAUCUCGGAUCUUAUAUCUCCUAGGAGCCAGGAAGCAGCCUGAGAUCCUCUGGCAGGGCACUGUUGACCAUUCCAAAGUCUAGGUUGAAAACGAAAUGAGCAUUUGCCUUUAGGGCCCCUAGACUUUGGAAUGGUCUUCCAGAGGAGAUCAGGCUUGCGGAGUCUUUUUAAAUCCCUUCUGAAGAUACACUUUUAUAAAGAUGCUUUUAAUGUAUGAUUUUAAUUAGCUAUCCUUUUUCAUUCUCCUUUCUUUGUUUCUUUUGUUAGUACUGUUGUAUUUAUUGUUAUGUUAUGAUGUGAAGCACUUUGUUAAUUUGUUACUUAUUACAAUUAUAUUUUCAGAAACAACCAAUGUGAUGACAGAAGGCAAAGAAAAGGGAUGUUAUCUUGCAUCUGGGAGCAAGGACCAGACCAUAAGAAUCUGGAGCACGCUGAAAGGCAAAGGUGAGACGACAACCUAACUGAGUUAUCAACCUGCAUCCUCCAUAGCAUUUAUGCAUAUUAUACUACUAUUGAGAGUUGGUGCAGUAUGCUCUUUAAGAGGGUCCCAUCUCUUGGAGUUAAACAUGAUUGUCUCCCUCUCUCAGGUGUGAUGACCAUGAAGCUACCAUUCCUGAAGAGAAGAGGGACAGGGGUGGAUCCUGCAGUCAAGGAGAGACUCUGGCUCACUGUGCACUGGCCCAAGGGGAAGCCAACGCAAGUCGUGUCAAGCUGCUUUGGGUAUGAACUAUAAAAACAUAAUUGAGGAUGGUAAAGUUAAUUGUGAUAAAUAUGAUUUAGUCUGCAACUUGCUAAUACUUAGUCUUUUGAUCAUUCAUUUUGCCCAGACUGUACUAACAUCCCCCUGUGUGUGAAGGGGUGAGCUGAUCUUGUGGGACCUCACCAAGGGAGGCAAGCAGAAGUGGAGCCUGUUGGGAACAUCGUCAGAGGGCCAGAACCACAGCAGGAUCGUGUUCAACAUGAGCUCAGUGUGUGUUCAGGACAACAGAGAGCUCCUGCUCAGCACCUCAAUGGACAGAGAGGUGAGAUGGGGUUAAACACACUCGAUGCAGCUUUAAAGCAAUUUACUGAAUGUCUCUUUUGACAACAGUGACACUUUGAGUAUGGUGUGAGUUUUUGAGAAGUCAAAAUUGGGCCCUAUAAGUGGUCAAACAUGCAGUCUGUCAGCAGUACUUAGUGUGCAUAUGUGCCGAGAGUGAUUACAGAAUCCAUGUUGGCAAGAAUUUCUCACUCAAUUUGCUUCUCUUAUCAUUAUUCCAGAUAAAAUGCUGGGACCUGUCGUCGUUGGACUGCUGCUGGACCCUUCCCACCCUGGGGGGGUUUGUGUACACCCUUACCUUCUCUCCUGUGGGAAUGGGCUGCAUGGCCCUGGGGGUGGGAGACGGCAUGAUCCGCGUGUGGAGCACCCUCUCUAUCCAGAACAAGUACGACACCAAGACCUUCUGGCAGGGCAUCAAGUCCAAAGUCACAGCGGUAAGAGACUCUUAGGGCAUAUUGAUAUCAGUUAUUGUCUACUGGUUUAUGGUAAAAGUGAAGAUGGCUAGCGCAUGUGUGUGUGACAAUUCCCAAUUCCUUGUUCAUUGCAGUUGUCCUGGCAUCCAACCAAAGAAGGAUCCUUAGCUUUUGGAACCGAUGACGGCAAAGUUGGCAUUUACGAUGCUUUCUCUAACAAGUAAGAGAAACACUUCGUCUACAACUUUCUCUUAACUCUAGUAUCUGAGAUAAUGUAUGUUGGCGGUUUAAUCAAAUCCAUACUGUUAGUGAUUAUCAUCACUUCUCACCAAGAUAAUGACAUUUCAUAUCUGUUAUGACGUUAAUGAAUGGUCUUUAUUGUGUUGUUCCCAGGCCGCCUCAGGUAUCCAGCACUUAUCACAGGAAGACUGUGUACACAUUAGCCUGGGGACCCCCAGUCCCCCCUCUGUCAUUUGGUAAGCUCUUAAUAAGUCUAUCAAAGUGUGUGUACUGUAUGCUGAGAACCCUCUGACCCAGCAACUUCUGUGAUGGGCGUUGUGCCAAAGCCAUGAGUCAGCAGAAAGCAUGCAGCUCUUGACGCUUUUGUAAUAUACUCCAUAAUUGAAUGAGUUGCGAAAACGAUUACCUCUCUCCCUGAGCCAUUCAUUGGGAAAUCAAGAUGGUGAAAGUUAAUUUUACCAGCUGCCGGCAGAUUACAUUUUGAUUACCAUAUCAGUCAUUCAGUCUUUUGAAGCAGUAAACAUAAUUGCUCCUGUGUGAAGGAUCUGCUGAUGGUUUCUAAACCAACAAAGACCUGUUAAUUUGUUUAGACACUUUCAACUGGAAAGGCUCCUCCUGCUGGUGGCUCAGAAUGUCAUGUGGACAUUGAGAUUGAGAUGUGACCUCUUGAGGGUUAUCAUUAACGGAUUAGUAUUAUCAGACUCUGCAACCAUCAGAUCAUCAGAUAAUAUACCAUAAUAUACGCUGGAUGAGUAUGAUUGUGUGUGUGUUUGUGUGAAUAAGUGAGACAAGGGGGUGCUGAAACAGUGUGUAACAGUCAGUGUGUCAUCCAGGUGGAGCAGGAGACCGUCUGUCCUACAGCCUGUAUAGCUGUGCUGGAGAGGGCCUCAUCCUACAGCAUGACCCCUGGAAACUGGCAGGAGAGGCCACAGACAUUGACAGGGUCAUCAAGGACACCAACAGCAUCAAGGUGAGUUGGAAAGGAUAUCUACAUUUAUGCAUUUCCUUUUCAGCAGGACAUAAUUCCUUAAGUAUUUUACCCAAUCACUGUAUGUGGCGAUGUGCAAUUGAAUAUAAUGUUGGUAAUUUGAAUAGGUUUUGAAGGUCAUGUUCUAUUUUCUGCAGCACAAGCUGUCACCCCACACAGAUCUCAGCUGGAAACCAGAUGGUAAAGUUGUGGCCAUCGGCAAUGAGGACGGGUGAGUCCUCUCAUUCCCUUAAACUGUGUAUAUAGGCCUGGAGAAUUGCCUGGAACCAACUGUCAUCUAAAAUGAUUGAGUGCCUGUCUAAAAUGAAAGACUAUAGCUGUACUGAUGGUUUUACUGUAAUGUGGUAGAUUUUAUUUAUGUAUCCAUUUACGCUAGGUCUCAAAGUGCUUGAAAUUAAAUGGGGCUAACUACAUUUCCUGGCUUUGUCUCUCUUUCAGGUCCAUAGAGGUGUACCAGGCUCCGACUCUCAAGCUGCUGUGUACCAUCCAGCAGCACCAUAAGAUCAUCAACGUGCUGCGCUGGCACCAUGACCACAGUUCCCUGCCCGAGCUGCAGUACCUACUGGCCUCUGGGUCCAGCAACGCCUUGGUCUACGUCCACGACCUCCGCACUGUCAUAGGUGAGGAGAGUUCCCCAGGGGUAUAUUCUAGGGCUGAAUCUUAUUUUGAGAUCUGAGUGUUAACUUAAAUAUUCUACUGAUAUGUUGUCUGAUCUGUGUGAAAGACAAGUGUGCAUAUCUCAAGGUAUGAUGCAGUGAGGGUAAUAUGGGGUGUAGAGGCAGCAGUGGGCCAGCAGAGGGCUCUAUUGGGAAUGGUAGCUAUGGUAACUAAUGUUGUUGGAAGAUGUUUAGCUAUGCAUGGGUUAGCAAUUUCUGGUUAAUUUCACAGUAUUUAAAUUUCUAUUGGUCAUUGUUUUUCUUUGUAUGUGUUCAGAGACUCCUCCAGAGAGUCCCGUUGUGAUGACAGAGGCAUAUCGGAGCCUGACGGGUCACACAGCCAAGAUCACCGGCCUGGCCUGGAGCCCCCACCACGACGGGAGACUGGUCACCGUCUGUUACGAUGGUACAGCACAGGUCCGUCCCAAUGUGUUAUUUAUCUAACGACAGCUACACAGACCCAGCCUUUACACCUUUUACUAGUGCCUACUGUUUUCUUCCAUGUGGUUCUAUAUAGUGAUGGGGGGGGGGAAAUCGAUACAGUUACAUAUUGCGAUAUUAUUUUGGCCGAUAUAUCUAUACAUGGACUCCCAAGUAUCGAUUAGUUUCAUUUUUUGUUGUUGCUAGGUAGCGUUAGCUAGCACUAGUUGGCUGUACCUGUGCCAAAACUCUGGUAUAGUUCAUCCUAUAGCUUGUUGUCCAUCCACUUUUUAAAUAGUGAGCCAACAUGUUUUCAGCACUUUUAUUUCCAUGACUGAUUUUUUUUAUUUUUUAUUAUCAUGCUCUCUCUUGUCUCUCUGCAGCAGACAUAUCGUGAGCAAUAUGUUUGGAACAUGAAAUCGCAAUUAAAAUCGCAGUAUCGAGUCACAAUACAUAUAGAAUCGUUCUAUAUUUGAUAGCUUUCAUUUGCUAUAUAAUCUAUGUGGUCCCCAGGUGUGGGACGUGCAGAAGGAGGAGGGGCUGUGUAACUACAGGGGCCACAGGGGCCGGCUGCUGUGUGUCCAGUGGUCUCCUGUGGACCCGGACCUGGUCUGGACAGGAGCAGAUGACUUCACUGUGCAGGAGUGGGCUGUGUCCAAGCAGGAGUUCACCAAGCCCCCCAAAGGUAACAACAUUUAUUUUUUUCUCCUAGUUUUAUUCACAAAGUUGCUUUUUAAAAAGUUUCUGGUUGUGUAAAUGGUUAACAUUUGAGCAUUUUAAUAUAUUUGAUUGUAAAGAUCCAUAACAUUUAGAGUGCAAUGAAUUGUAUAAUGUUCUAAUGAUAAUACAAAUGUAAAAAUGCCUUUCUCUUCUUAGCGAAAAAGACACUUGACCAAAAGGCCAAGUUAAAGGCCAAGAAGAAGAAGAAGACAACAGGGAAAGGAGGAGCAAAGGCUGAGGAGAGCUUGUCUCUAAAUGGAGAGGGGAAUAAAGGAGGGGCGUCCCCGGCACCAGGAGAAAGACCGUCUGACAAUGAGGAAGAGGAGGAGGGGGGGAGCGAGACCACUAGCAUCUCCUCAGUGACAGGUAGCACUGUAGCCAUGUCCAAUCUACUAUUACAUUGUCUUUCUCAAUCCAGUCAUCUCCUUCAAUUGCAUCUGCCAUACGCAAUAAGUAAAUAAUGAUCAUGUCAUACAGCUCACACAUACUACUCUUUCUUUUAUUUUAGUGUCUUCAUCCAGUAAUCAGAUGGACAGACCAGUGAUGGAUAAAGUGCAAAAUGGAGGGAAAUCCUUACUCACUGUAAAGAAAGAAAUGAAAAAAGUGGAGAGAACAGGUACUGUAUGUUAUGGAAUCCUAUCAAAAUACACUGUAAGAACAUUGUUCAUAGGGCACAGAGUUUUUCCUGACCACGUGACCUAACCAGGAAAAACGUAGGGCCCUAUAUUAAAUGACUAGUGUAAGUAUCCGUCUCCAUCCACUCCAACCCCUCUUGCGGUCGGUCUUUCCUCCAGAGGUGUCUCUGAAGAAGAGGAAGCCUCGCUCCAUGCUGCCCCUCAGUACGUCCAUGGACCACCGACCCAGAGAAGACCUCCAGCAGGACUGUCUCAACCUGGCCACAGUCAGGCACUCUGAGGGUGAGACUAUCAAUCCAUCCUUAUCUGGAUUAUACCACAAGAUUAGACAUGUAGCUACACCUUUUGAGGACCUAUACCAGGGAUCAUCAACUAGAUUCAGCUGCGGGCAGAUUUUUUUUUUCCUGAGUGGAUGGUCGGGGGGCCGGAAUGUAAUUACAAAUAAUUUGUAGACUGCAAAUUGACCGCAAGAAGCCCAAACAGAUAUGUUUGACUAAAACAUAAUCAUUUCAACCCUUUCUUACAUUUGUAUACAAUCACGUCUCUAUUAUGCGUGGGAAUAUAUGGGAACAGAUUUCUUAAAUUAAAAUCACUUGGAGCUGAUUUCCUGGUGUCAUGUUUUCUUGCUCAAAUCUUUGGGGGCCAAAUAAAACCACCCGUGGGCCAAAUUCGGCCCGCAGGCCGCCAGUUGGGGAUCCCUGACCUAUACAAUCAACAAGUACUCAACUAUUGUUUCCUGGCUACAUUUUCAUGUGUAGGUGCCAGCAUAUUUUUAAAAAAGCACAAGGAUUUGUCUUUAGUUAAGUCUGCAUCAUAAGAUUCAUGAGACAUGGUCCAGAAAGAUAAGGCAGGUCAUAAUUUUCUGUCCUUCAUAGAGCAGUGUUUGACUCUGACCCUGUCUUUGUCCCCCCGUCUGUCCUCAGCACCUCCUGCCAACUGUGUCCCAGGCCUGGGAGAUCACAUCCAACUGGGGCUGUUCGCAGACAGAGACGCCCUCUAUAGGAUGUUCCAGGAGGAGGGUGAGGACGCUAUCUUAUGUUGUAUUAUAUGAUUGUUAUUACACGUUCAUAAUGAUUACACACUUUUUAACACUUUAACACUUGUUAUAAUAAUAUAUAUACUACAUGACCCCCCCUUUGCUGCUAUAACAGCCUCCACUCUUCUGGGAAGGCUUUCCACUAUAUGUUGGAACAUUGCUGCGGGACUUGCUUCCAUUCAGCCACAAGAGCAUUAGUGAGGUUGGGCACUGAUGUUGGGCGAUUAGGCCUGGCUCGCAGUCAGCGUUCCAAUUCAUCCCAAAGGUGUUCGAUGGGGUUGAGGUCAGGGCUCUGUGCAGGCCAUUCAAGUUCUUCCACACCGAUCUCAACAAACCAUUUCUGUAUGGACCUCGCUUUGUGCACAGGGCAUUGUCAUGCUGAAACAGGAAAGGGCCUUCCCCAAACUGUUGCCACCAAGUUGGAAGCACAGAAUCGUCUAGAAUGUAAUUGCAUGCUGUAGCGUUAAGAUUUACCUUCACUGGAGCUAAGGGGCCUAGCCCGAACCAUGAAAAACAGCCCCAGAUCAUUAUUCCUCCUCCACCAAACUUUGGGGCAGGUAGCAUUCUCCUGGCAUCCGCUAAACCCAGAUUAGUGAAGUGUGAUUCAUCACUCCAGAGAACAGUUUUCCACUGCUCCUGGGUCCAAUGGCGGUGAGCUUUUCACCACUCCAGCCGACGCUUGGCAUUGUGCAUGGUGAUCUUAGGCUUGUGUGCGGCUGCUCGGCCAUGGAAACCCAUUUCAUGAAGCUCCCGACGAACAGUUCUUGUGCUGACGUUGCUUCCAGAGGCAGUUUGGAACUCAGUAGUGAGUGUUGCAACCGAGGACAGAUUAUUUUUACGCGCUUUAGCACUCAGCGGUCCCGUUCUUUGAGCUUGUGUGGCCUACCACUUCGGGGCUGAGCUGUUGUUGCUCCUAGACGUUUCCACUUCACAAUAACAACACUUACAGUAGGCCGGGGCAGCUCUAGCAGGGCAAACAUUUGACGAACUGACUUGUUGGAAAGGUGGCAUCCUAUGACGGUGCCACGUUGAAUGUCACAGCUCUUCAAUAAGGCCAUUCUACUGCCAAUGUUUGUCUAUGGCGAUUGCAUGGCAGUGUGCUCGAUUUUAUACACCUGUCAGCAACGGGUGUGGCUGAAAUAGCCAAUUCCACUAAUUUUGAAGGGGUGUCCACAUGCUGUUGUAUAUAGAGUGCAUUCGGAAAGUAUUAAGACCCCUUCCCUUUUUCCACAUUUUGUUACGUUACAGCCGUAUUCUAAAAUUGAUUAAAUUAAAUGUUUUCCUCAUCAAUCUACACCCACUACCCCAUAAUGUCAAAGCGAAAACAGGUUUUUUGAAAUGUUAGUAAAUGUAUUACAAAUAAAAAAACAGAAAUGAUGGUGGCCACUGUAUUCAGAACCUUUGCUAUGAGACUCGAAAUUGAGCUCAGGUGCAUCCUGUUUCCAUUGAUCAUCCUUGCUGUUUCUACUUGAUUGGAGUCCUGUGGUAAAUUCAAUUGAAUGGACAUGAUUUGGAUAGGUACACACCUGUCUAUAUAAGGUCCCACAGUUGACAGUGCAGGUCAGAGCAAAAACCAAGCUAUGAGGUCGAAAUAAUUGUCCGUAGAGCUCCGAGACAGGAUUGUGUCGAGGCACAGAUCUGAGGAAGGGUACCAAAAAAAAUCUGCAGCAUUGAAGGUCCCCAAGAACACAGUGGCCUCCCAUCAUUCUUAAAUGGAAGAAGUUUGGAACCACCAUGACUCUUCCUAGAGCUGGCUGCCUGGCCAAACUGAGCAAAUGGGGGGAGAAGGGCCUUGGUCAGGGAGGUGACCAAGAACCCGAUGGUCACUCUGACAGAGCUCCAGAGGCCCUCUGUGGAGAUGGGAGAACCUUCCAGAAGGACAACCAUCUCUGCAGCACUCCACCAAUCAGGCCUUUAUGGAAGAGUGGCCAAACGGAAGCCACUCCUCAGUAAAAGGCACAUGACAGCCCGCUAAAGGACUCUCAGACCAUGAGAAACAAGAUUCUCUGGUCUGAUGAAACCAAAAUUGAACUCUUUGGCCUGAAUACCAAGCGUUAUGUCUGGAGGAAACCUGGCACCAUCCCUACGGUGAAGCAUGGGGGUGGCAGCAUCAUGCUGUGGUGAUGUUUUUCAGCGGCAGGGAGACUAGUCAGGAUCGAGGGAAAGAUGAAGGGAGAAAAGUACAGAGAGAUCCUUGAUGAAAACCUGCUUCAGAGCACUCAGGUCCUCAGACUGGGGCGAAGGUUCACAUUCCAACAAGACAAUGACCCUAAGCACACAGCCAAGACAACGCAGGAGUGGCUUCGGCACAAGUCUCUGAAUGUCCUUGAGUGGCCCAGCCGGACUUGAACCUGAUCGAACAUCUCUGGAGAGACCUGAAAAUAGCUUUGCAGUGACGCUCCCCAUCCAAGAUGACAGAGCUUGAGAAGAAUGGGAGAAACUCCCCAAAUACAAGUGUGCCAAGCUUGUAGCGUAAUACCCAAGAAGACUCGAGAGGCUGUAAUCGCUGUCAAAGGUGCUUCAACAAAGUACUGAGUAAAGGGUCUGAAUACUUAUGUAAAUAAGGUAUUUCUGCUUUAUUUUUUAUUUUUAUAAAUUUGCUAAAAUCCUGUUUUUGCGUUGUCAUUAUGGGGAUUGUGUGUAGAUUGAUGAUGGAAAACAUUUAAUUUAAUCAAUUUUAGAAUAAGGCUUUAACUUAACAAAAUGUCUGAAUACUUUCCGAGUGCACUAUGUAUGUUAUUUAUAUAUAUGUGUGUGUGUGCGCGCAUAUAUAUAUAUAUAUAUAUAUACACACACACACACACACUACUGUUCAAAAGUUUUAGAACACUUACUCAUUCACGGGUUUUUCUUUAUUUUUACUAUUUUCUACACUGUAGAAUAAUAGUGAAGAUAUCAAAACUUUGAAAUAACACAUGGAAUCAUGUAGUAACCAAUAAAGUGUUAAACAAAUCAAAAUAUAUAUUAUAGAUUCUUCAAAGUAGCCACCCUUUGCCUUGACAGCUUUGCACACUCUUGGCAUUCUCUCAACCAGCUUCACCUGGAAUGCUUUCCCAACAGUCUUGAAGGAGUUCCCACAUAUUCUGAGCACUCGUUGGCUGCUUUUCCUUCACUCUGCGGUCCAACUCAUCCCAAACCAUCUCAAUUGGGUUGAGGUCGGGUGAUUGUUGAUGCCAGGUCAUCUGAUGCAGCACUCCAUCACUCUCCUUCUUGGUCAAAUAGCCCUUACACAGCCUGGAGGUGUGUUGGGUCAUUGUCCUGUGGAAAAACAAAUGAUAGUCCCACUAAGCGCAAACCAGAUGGGAUGGCGUAUUGUCAUGAGACGUAUCGAUGCAGAAUGCUGUGGUAGCCAUGCUGGUUAAGUGUGCCUUGAAUUCAAAAUAAAUCACAGACAGUGUCACCAGCAAAGCACCAUCACACCACCUCCUCCAUGCUUCAAGGUGGGAACCACACAUGCGGAGAUCAUCUGUUCACCUACUCUUUGUCUCACAAAGACACGGCGGUUAGAACCAAAAAUCUCAAAUUUGGACUCUUCAGACCACUCAAAUGAAUUUAUCCUCUGUGGCAGAGGUAACUCUGGGUCUUCCUUUCCUGUGGCGGUCCUCAUGAGAGGCAGUUUCAUCAUAGCGCUUGAUGGUUUUUGCGACUGCACUUGAAGAAGCUUUCAAAGUUCUUGAAAUGUUCCGUAUUGACUGACCUCCAUGUCUUAAAGUAAUGAUGGACUGUCGUUUCUCUUUGCUUAUUUGAGCUGUCCUUGCCAUAAUAUGGACUUGGUCUUUUACCAAAUAGGGCGAUCUUCUGUAUACCACCCCUACCUUGUCACAACUGAUUGAUUGGUUCAAACGCAUUAAGAAGGAAAGACAUUCCAAAAAUUAACUUUUAACAAGGCACACCUGUUAAUUGAAAUGCAUUCCAGGUGACUACCUCAUGGUUGAGAGAAUGUCAAGAGUGUGCAAAGCUGUCAUCAAGGCAAUGGGUGGCUACUUUGAAGAAUCUCAAAUAUAAAAUAUAUUUUGAUUUGUUUAACACUUUUUUUUGGUUACUACAUGAUUCCAUGUGUGUUAUUUCAUAGUUUUGAUGUCUUCACUAUUAUUCUACAAUGUAGAAAAUAGUAAAAUAAAGAAAAACCCUUGAAUGAGUAGGUGUGUCCAAACUUUUGACGGGUACUGUAUGUGUGUUAGGGUAAAAGGUGACUAACAAGUCACUUCCAUUCUCCUUAUGUUGUGGUGUCUCUUUGAUCCUGUAGAGGAGGGCCAUGUGGAGGCUGGUCACUAUGAGUCUGCAGUGUACCUGAGACUGUGGAAAGGUGACAUCACUGGAGCUCUGCAAGUGGCCACUGAGAAAGGAGAGCUGAGUGAUCACCUGCUCUCUGUUGCACCUAUGGGUAAAGAGCACUCAUUUAAAUUGUGAAAUGGUUUUAUGUCUUUCAUAUUUAUUCCAUUUUAUAAUGCAUAUUUAGAAUAUUAAGUUAUUCCGAUUCAGCAACCAACUUGUCAAUUUAGUUAGUCUGAUAGUAUACGUUUUUGUUCUCUUGCUCCUUGACACAGUAAUCUGUUUCUCUGUGGUGAAGUGCUGUAUGUAUGUAUGCAUGUAUGCAUGUAUGCAUGUAUGCAUGUAUGCAUGUAUGCAUGUAUGCAUGCAUGCAUGCGUGUAAUAGUACUUGUGAAACCCUCUCAGCUGGUUACCAGGUGUGGCUGAGGACAGUGGAGGUCUAUGUGAAGCAGCUGUGUCUUCAGGAGCAGUUCCUCAAGGCUGCCUCCCAUCUUCUCUCAAUCAACAAGGUCUACGAGGCCAUCGACCUCCUCAAGUCCCACCAGCUCUACAGGUUAUUCAGCAGACACACACGUUCAUCUGUUUAUUUUACACAUAAAUGAUGAAAUAAAGAAUAACAAAGUUAGUGUUGUAGGAAGAUCCAUUAGAGUAAUUAACUUCUACUAAGUGGUAGGAUUUUAGGUUGUGUUACCUGUGACUGACCUAUCAAUGGGAGUGAUCAUUGUAAUCUCUGAGCUGUGAGUGAAAUGUUUGUGUGCUCUCUCAGGGAGGCCAUAGCCCUGGCCAAGGCUAGGCUGCAGCCAGACGACCCUGUGCUCAAGGAGCUCUACACCACCUGGGCAGCCGUGCUGGAGAAAGACGGCCACUUUUCUACUGCUGCUAAAUGGUAAAUAACAGACUCUAACAUGUACCUAUUUUCAUUAAUAAAACUGCAUCUUGGUGUAAAAGUGCACUGUGCAAUGCAGGGAGAGUAAAAGCUGGUUCCUCGGAAUAGCUGACUUGAUGCUAAUGGAACUCGCUGUGUAUUUAUCACCCAGUUAUCUCGCCGUGGACUCCAGCUUCGACGCAGCCAAAGUAAUCGCCAAGAAAAACGACCCUAUCUCACUGAAGACAGCCUCCAGUCUGGCGAGGAUCGUUGGUGAAAGCGACCUGUCCUAUUCACUCUCCCUGAGAUGUGCCAAAGACCUGGCGUCCUCUCAGGAUUGGCUGGGAGCACAGCAACUCCUCAGCACACAUGAGAGCCUAUUGGUAAGUUGCCCUGAACUAGCUGAUGCUCAUAGAUGAAGAUACUAUAUAUAGUCCCAUUGAUUAGCUAUAGAUGAUGGUCAGAUAAGAUAUGGGUGUUGAUUUUCAUGCUUUAUCUCUACUGUCCCCCUCUCCUCUGCUAUAGGCCCACCGGUUACAUUACUGCACUAUUGAGUUGCUCACUGUGAGUCUAACAGGGACAGACGUAGUGACUUGGACCUGUUCCUCCAUCCAUCCCUGGUCUACUCCCUGUAAGAGCCAAGAUGGCUUCCUGGCUACCCUGAGGGCUGUGUGGGAGAGGGGGUUUGCUGUCUCCCCCAGCAACCCAGAGAAACUCAAAGCUCUUCACCAACAACUGAAGGCCAUAGAGAAUCCUCAGACGACACCUAACGUUCCUAUGAAACAGGUAGGUCAUCAGUGGACAGAGGCUGGGCUGGGGUAAAAUUAUUCUGUUGAUGGGAUGGAGAGAUAUUGACACAUGAUCUUAGUCUGCAAAUGUAAGUUUGUAGACAUUUAGUGGAAGAUCUACUCUGUUGUAGACAGUGGUGCCUCUGUCUGUGUUUUAAUCUGAACCCACUGCAAUGCUCUUGUCCCCCUCCAGCUUCUGAUCCUUCUGUCCCUUGACCUGACCCUGGGCGCAGUGAGCUGGUUGCUAGGUGACUGGGGGGCGGCCCUAGAGGAGCUGUUGCAGGGCGUGGCCAGAGGGAAUGAGGCGGGUCACUUCUCGCUGAUGUCAGAGACCUGCAGGCUGCUGUUUCCUCAAGGUGACGCAACAUCUUAGUUUAGCCAUCUUUAUUAUCCAUGGCAGGGAUUACACACUGAGAUGUAUGUAUGUGAAGAUAAAUCAAAAUGUAUACAAUGUAUUAUUCUUGCACAUAUACAGUAAUUGUAUUUGUACAGUACCUUUAAUUUCGUUACACCCUCAAUAACAUCUGCUAAAUAUGUGUAUGUGACCAAUAAAAUUAGAUACAUUUGAUUUAGAAAUGCUACCAUAGAGCAGUGUGUCCAAUACAUAUCUUAAAACAGGUGUUUUUUUUGGCUGUUGUAUGUAUAUAAAAAAUAAUCUUAAUAUACAGUUGGUGGCACAGACUGGUUAGUAAGUAAGUUAAAAACAUUUUUUUACUGUAAUAUAAUGCAUUGAUAACAUGUUUUUAAUAAAGGCAUUUGGAUGGAUUUUAACAGUAGAAGAGUGGCAUGGCAGCUUCAGAGUUCUUCUUAGAUGCACUCCAGCCUGUGCAGUGUCCGUGGACAUACCAGUAUAGGAGCUGCCCCAGGGAAGUGUCCACCGCCAAUACAGUAGUGUUCAGAGUUGCAGCCAGUUGGUUUAACCCCAGAGCAGAUGCCCAUUCGUUAUUGAUCUCUCUGAAUGUGUUGAAGCCAGGCUUAAACUCAUUUCUUGGCUUGGGUCCAUAAAAGUCUCUGGUGGUUUGUGUGUCUCCGUGGUUGUAGAUGAUAAGAAUGGCUGGUCCUCUGUUGUUUCAAGACCCCACAUUGUAUCUCACCAGGUAACGCUUGAAGAGUUGGUAGAGGUUUCCCCUUUGAAGGGUGAGGAAGCGUCUCUGUGUGGUAGCGCAGGAUGGAGGCCAGGUUCCAGUGUGUUCCAGAGGAGUUGUUGGGGACGUGCCACACUGACAUGUCCUCCGCCAUGUUGUCAUAAUACCCAGGGCUCUUGGAAGGCGUCGGCGGUUGCACCCUUUGGUGUUCCAAAAGUGGACCUGUUGGCCCAGUUCCCCUCUCUGUCUGGCCGGUUGGGGUUGCUGCCCUGCUGGCUGGACCAGUGGUUGCCUACCGUGCACUUCCCGUAAAUGUUGUUCUCGUGCACGCUCGCCACCAGUGUCUAGCUGCCUACGGUGGUCAUAUCACAGAAGGUCUGGUACACGACCCCACUUGCUGUGGUCAGGUAGUACAGCCCAUCUUCAUGUUGGUCAUAUCGGUCCCUUAUUUCUUUACAGCUUCUGGCAACGGGUUCUGUUUCAAAGCCUCUCCAGACUAUUAAAGUCAGUUCUGGCCCCUGCAUGCCUGCCCUCCUGUACUGCUGGCACUGCUUGUGCAAGUUAAAUUAGUUGUAAGUCUACAUGUUAUAUAUUGAACCAUCAGUAGAGGGGGAUCAUCAACAGGAGAUCACAGGACAUCAUGUCUGCAAUGGAUGUGGUGAGGUCUCAGAGAAAUGUCUGAGUCUAACUUCAGGACGUUCUGUUUGUGUUCAAGUCUUGGCAAUACUUCGAUUUAUACCCAUGCCAGCUCUGAUUUGAUCUGUCUUAUCCAUAUGCUCUUAUCUGCCAUGUCUGAGAGAUAAAACUGAAUACAAAGCUAGGAUUUACUGUAAUGGCAUUUACUGGAAAGUACAAGCCUACCUCAGCAAAAUUGUGUUGAUAACAAGAAUGGUAAAACAGCAAAACAAUGAUUUACAUUUUAGUCAUUUAGCAGACGCUCUUAUCCAGAGCGACUUAAUUAGUGAGUGCAUACAUUUUUCCCCCCAUGGGAAUCGAACCCACAACCCUGGCGUUGCAAACACCAUGCUCUACCAACUGAGCUGCACGGGCCUAGUUGAUUAUCAAUAACAUUCAUGAGGCCUCACGUUUGAUAAAAGAUACUCACGUUACGCUCAAGUGUAUUGCUACCUCAACCCUUUUAAUCUGUGUGAACUAGUCCAUUCCAGGAAGAAAGGCCCAACCCUUUAACUGCAGACACACUUUUCUUUAAUGUGCACAGACAGGUGACAACAGGGCAAUCUGCAUACAGUACUCAAUUCAUUUCAAUGGAAGUGUGGACACUAACUGUAUGGUUCUCAUCUUCCAAAUGUAUGAAGGAAAUGCGUCCUUUUGAACCCUACUCUUUCUCUGCUAGGUAUCGACUCCAUCUCAGAACACAAAAAGAUGGUGGACCCCUCUGAUGAGAAGGCCUUGGCUGCAGCUCGGAGCCUGGAGGCAUUUGUGUGUUACCAGGACCUCUACCACAUGUGGUGGAGCCACAGCACUAACACAGCAGGAGCUCAGAGAGACAUGACUAAUGGACUGCACUCAGCCAGCAAGAACCACAACAAUGGAUUAGACGGCCGUGUUACUGACACUCCAAAUGGAGAUGGGAUGGGAUGGUGUCUGAGCACUCAGAAUGGAGAUGUGACGAAAGGAGUGUGUGUGAACGCUUGCCAGGUGCUGCUGUCUGAGCCCCACGCGACCUGCCAGGCCACCCAGAGGACUAUAGCAGAGAUCAAGCAGAGACUGGCCUCCAUGGUGCACCAGCACAGCCGAACCCAGGAGACUAAAGCCAGCCCUGGGGAGGGACAGACUGAAAGGCCCACCUUGGCCCAGGGCUCCACUCCCACAGACAGCCAAGAGUCCAGUGAUGCAGGGCAAGGGUACGGCCUAUUUUUUUAUAUUUCUAAUUGUGCCUUUGGACAUUUUAGAGUUAGCUGUUUAGCAUAAAGACAACUGCAAUGAUUUGUUACUUGACAGUCUGAAACUGUAAUAGUGUAUUCAGACAAAUAGUUGGUGUAAGUGAAAGUUAUGAUUGUCUGUCAGAUAUUGAGCUUUUGUAAUCUUUGUUUUUCAGACCUGACACUGAAUCCUUACCCUCCUUGAUUGCCAUGGUUUCUGAGCACCACAAAGAGUUGGCUGACAUCCCAGACCAUGUCAAAGUAAGACACCCUCAUACUUUUUUACUGAACAUUUUCCUGCUGCUAUUGUUUUUGAAUAUUUUUGCUCUCCCAUUUCAGGAAUAUCCAUACCCAGAUGUUCUGGAGUGCUGCUUAGUUCUUCUCUAUUUGAGUAAGAGUUCUGCUCUUGUUCCUGAUCACCUAAAGAAUGAAGCAGUGGCCUUGUUCCGCAAGUAUGGAACUCCCUCUCUCCGCAAGGCCUCCCAGCGAUUCCUAUCUUAAUGGUUAUAGAUGCAUGUUAUUUUUCUAUAACUUGUUUUUGUUAAAUGUAAAAUGCACUUAGUAAGAAUGGAAAAUAUGUAUGUAUAUCAAUAAAUAAACCUUUUCACUAAUCUCUGAUUUACUAUACGAACACCAGCCUUCAAAAUAAAU